CAGUUGGCGGAAAGGCCAAACCCUUUCCGUCAACUGAGACUUGACUGUACGUACGUAAGCCCCGUAAGUACUGUAAGUAGGAUAUGUGAGCGCUGAGCUGGUAAAAAGCUUGGUUCGUUUUUUCAGACUCUCGAUCCCUUACUACCUCGUCUACCCACAACAACGAAACCCUCCUAACCUGCCGACAGCCGCCAUGCACACUCACCUACCACAACAAGAAGAGGGCGGACCUCGUCUUUAUGUCGGCAACCUAUUCUACGCCGUUCAAGCCAGAGAAAUUACGGACUUGCGAGUAGCGCACAGGAUUCCGCACACUUCCGUUUCCAUGUCCACGGACCCUAUGACAGGUCGGAACCCGGGCUACCCGCAAUUGAAAUGUUGAGAGGGAAGGAACUACGGGGAAGGCCUAUCAAGGUCAACUUCGCUACGGUGAAGAAGGAUGGCCCGUCGAAUGUUUUGCGUUUCAAGCCCGCCGGUGGGGGCUUUCGCACCUCCCGGGAACCGCUUGUGCGUCAGGAGCCCGCUUUUGACAGAUGGAACCGAGACGACGCUGCAACACACUCGAUAGACCCUCUACUCGAGGGGAGGAGGUUGUUCGUAGGCGGUCUUCCCCGGAUGGCGCCACAGAAGGCAGUAGACUGCGCGAUUCAGGAGCUCUUCAAGGGAUUUGAAGUGGUCGCAGUGUCAAAGAUGGUCUCACCCUGGCAUGCCGCAGGGGAAUCACCUGGAGACCGCUUCUACGUCUUUGUAGACUUGUCGUCGAAGUCGGAUGCUGACGGAGCGAUUGGAAAACUGGAUGGGAAAAAGUCCCCGUGGACUGAGGGGAAGCUAAUAGUGCGUUUGGCAAGGAAGAAGAUUAAUAUGAAGCUUGCGCAGGAGCAGUUUGCUUUGAGCGAAAGGACCCCGCCGUUUGUGCGGUCCUCACCUGUAUCCGAAAGAGCACAAUCAUCCUCCAUGAGCUCGUCGCGCGCGGCAUCUUCUCUGUCUUGGCGAGCAAAACCGUCGGGCGCUUCAACUAUUCCAAGUUCAGAGUAGCCGGACGUAGAUGGACAACAAGCAAUACUUUACGACGUGUAGAUUAAUUUAGAACUUGAGUUUGAGUAUGGACGCUAAGUCUCGCGAAUGUCAAUAGAUGUGCUCGCGGAGCUAUCGGCGUAUAUUGUUCUGUAUUGGUCAAUAAACCUCCUUG
Messenger RNA from Fimicolochytrium jonesii, 1189 nucleotides. RefSeq lists its product as uncharacterized. The coding region runs from base 376 to 1035 and encodes 219 amino acids. NCBI's taxonomy places the organism in Eukaryota, Fungi, Chytridiomycota, Chytridiomycetes, Spizellomycetales, Powellomycetaceae. The record is from RefSeq and is a predicted model, not a curated record. Gene Ontology annotation, molecular function: RNA binding. The transcript has a single exon.